AUGCUAAGGACUUUCUCUAGUUUUGCUUAUGGCACAGUAUCUAAGUCUUUACUCAAGUCGAUACCUUGCAGAAAUAUCAAUACUCAAUCUCUUUGUAGAUAUUUCAGCAAGCAGACUAUCAAAGUCCCUUCAAUGGGAGAGUCAAUCACAGAAGGCGCUGUUCAAUCCUGGGUCAAAAAAGUUGGAGAAUAUGUGAAUAUGGACGAAAUCGUUGUGGUAAUAGAAAGUGAUAAAUUAAGCCAAGAAAUCAGAUCUCCUGUUGCUGGAGAAAUCGUAGAACAGCUUGCUAAAGAAGGAGAUGAUAUCCCUGUCGGGGCUGAUUUAUUUAUUGUGGACACAGACAAAGCUAAAUCUGAAAGUGCAGCAAAAGCUGAGGCACCAAAAGAGCAGCCAAAGGAGCAGCCAAAAGAACAGCCAAAAGAGCAGCCAAAAGAAGCCCCUGACUCGCCUUAACAAUUAAAUUUAAUUUUAUAUUUAAAAUUGUUACAAGAAAUUGAAUUUAAUUAAAAAUUAAUUAUUAAUAAUUAGCGAAAUAAGGCAGCUCCGAAAGAAGAAGCAAAAUCACAGCCAAAAGAACAGCCUAAAGUAGAGAAAAAGCCAGAAACCGCAGCCAAAAUAAAAGUUGAGGCUCCUAAGGUAACUGGUGAAAGGACUGAAACCAGAGAAAGAAUGAGCAAGAUGAGGAAAAAAAUUGCUGAAAGGCUUAAAGGUGCCCAAAACACCUAUGCUAUGUUAAGCACUUUUCAAGAAUGUGAUAUGAGCCGUGCAAUGGAACUGAGAAAUAUAUAUAAAGACGAUUUUCUAAAGAAGCAUGGAGUUAAGCUUGGAUUUAUGUCGUUCUUCGUAAAAGCUGCCACCCAUGCUUUACUUCAUAAUCCUGUAGCAAAUGCUGUUAUUGAUGGAGAUGAAAUCGUAUAUAAAAAUUAUGUAGAUAUUUCUUUAAUUAAUUAUUUCUUAUAAUUACCUUAGGGGAAGGGCUAUUUAAAUAUUAUAAUUACCUUAGACAAUUUGGCUUUUUAUUCUUUGGUUAAGCUAACUUUUUAUCAGAUAUUUCAGUUGCAGUUUCUACUCCAAAUGGCCUUGUGGUCCCUGUUCUAAGAAAUUGUGAACAUAGAUCAUUUGCUGAUAUUGAAAAAGAAAUUGGGCGCUUCGCUAAUCUUGCAAGAGACAAUAAGCUAGCUUUAGAAGAUAUGCAAGGUGGAAGCUUUACGAUUUCUAAUGGUGGCAUCUACGGGUCUAUGCUGGGAACUCCCAUAAUAAAUCCUCCACAGACCUCAAUUUUGGGAAUGCAUAGUAUUGAAAAUAGAGCUGUCGUCAAAGGAGACCAAAUUGUGGCAAGGCCAAUAAUGUAUCUUGCACUUACUUAUGAUCAUAGACUGCUUGAUGGAAAAGAUGCGGUCCUCUUUUUAAGAGCAAUUAAAAUGGCUGUAGAAGAGCCUACUAGAAUUCUUUUGGAUCUUUAA
Molecule: messenger RNA, 1463 nt
Organism: Blepharisma stoltei
Lineage: Eukaryota; Ciliophora; Heterotrichea; Heterotrichida; Blepharismidae
Source: the annotation of a GenBank genome assembly